Papaver somniferum (opium poppy) is the source of this 1269-nucleotide messenger RNA. Its product is annotated as glutathione S-transferase DHAR2-like. The record is from RefSeq and is a predicted model, not a curated record. Gene Ontology annotation, biological process: cellular oxidant detoxification; ascorbate glutathione cycle; protein glutathionylation. The transcript is spliced from 6 exons. NCBI's taxonomy places the organism in Eukaryota, Viridiplantae, Streptophyta, Magnoliopsida, Ranunculales, Papaveraceae. The coding region runs from base 169 to 870 and encodes 233 amino acids. Gene Ontology annotation, molecular function: glutathione dehydrogenase (ascorbate) activity.
CAACCACGAACAAACUCCCGAGUCAUGCCAAACAAAUGUGUCAUGGUCGACAUAUUAAUUAAUUUACCUGAAAUGAAAAAGAAAUUUUCUCAGUGCCCUCUCUCCUUUAUAAUCUCAAUUACAUAAUCUCAGAUUUCUCACUUUGCCUCACUCAAACAGUCCGUUACCAUGACCACCAUGAAUCUACUCAUCUUCUCUGUUCUUUUGCUCAGCUCACUUGCUGUCUCAACAAUGGCUUUGGAAGUCUGUGUGAAAGCAGCUGUUGGUGCUCCUGAUCACCUGGGUGACUGUCCUUUCAGUCAAAGGGUUCUUCUUACUUUAGAAGAGAAGAAAAUUCCAUACCAGAUGCAUUUGAUUGACCUUUCUAAUAAACCCAAAUGGUUCUUGGAGAUUAAUCCAGGAGGUAAGGUACCAGUAGUCAAAUUUGAUGGUAAAUGGGUACCUGAUUCUGAUGUUAUUACUCAGAUUCUUGAGAAAAAGUACCGAAAACCAUCUCUUGUAACUCCGCCUCAAUAUGCCUCAGUAGGAUCGAAGAUAUUCGGAUCUUUUGUUACCUUCUUGAAGAGUAAGAAUGCUACUGAUGGUUCAGAGCAGGCAUUGAUGUCUGAAUUGACUGUGUUGGAUAAGCACCUUAAUGCUCAUGGUCCUUAUGUCAGCGGAGAGGAGAUUUCUGCUGUUGAUUUGAGUUUAGCACCUAAGCUUUACCACCUUGAUGUCGCUCUUGGGCAUUUCAAGAAAUGGAAUGUUCCAAGAAAUUUGACUCAUGUCAAAAAAUACAUGAAGUUACUGUUCUCCCGAGAGUCAUUCGUCAAAACUGCAGCAAAGAAGAAGUACCUCAUUGCAGCAUGGGCACCCAAGGUCAAUCCUUGAAGAAGAAGAUUGUUGUUGUCAGUUUCAAGCCUUUGGGAGUGUAUGAAUCUGAUGCAAUCUGUUAUGUUGUACGGCAGUUUUAAACAGUUGAACUAGAAUAGAAAGUUAACCAGUCAUGUCCUGGUAAUCCAAACUCCAACAGAAUAUCCGUCAUGUUGUAUAACAUUUAGCUUUGCCUAUACAGAGCUUUAAGUUCUCAUUGAAGAGCACAUAAGUUCAUGAUGUCAUCACCUCCAGGCUUAGAGCAAGGGCAAUUUGAUAGUGUUAGGUUGGCCAAUUUGGUGUUGAAAUUGGAUUUCCCAAACUCCAAAAGUUUGUUUGCUGCUCAAAAUGUACUAAGAAUUCAGAAUUUAAAUGGUAUGGUCCGAUCUUUAAUUAGUUUCUUAAUCAUUUGAUUCA